GGCAACACUAGUGCGGCGUUAGCUUUUACCGGGGUGCUUGCAGCAGCUACUAGCGAGCGCAUGUUGAAAACAUUAAAGACACAAAAUUCGAUUUCAGGUUCUGACAACUAGACGCACACGAGAUCAUUUAAAGGAACAGUUUUGACAUUUCAAAAUUCCAUGGCAGGAACAAUUAAUCAGGCCAGAAUGAAGUUUUCAAAAAUAGUAAACAGUAGCUCGUAUACCCAGUUCAAUCGAUCUCAGAAUCCUGAUGGAGAGAGCAGCCGCGUGGAGGUCAAGAUUUCUGCAGAUGGUGAGGAGGAAAUGGAUGGAACAGAACUAGGACCCAUGCAAAAUGACACGUACACAAGAACCAGUCAUUCUAGGCCAUGGAACAGGUGGAGGAUUCUGGUUUGGGUUGGUGGAGUGCUGGUCAUCUUUAUUGUAGGUUUACUCGUCGGAUUCUCUGCACACCAUGAGUCUGAGUCAGCUCCCUGCCCUUCGAGAGUUCCACCUAUUCAAGAAGUUCUGCCAAAUUAUCCACCUUCUUUGGAUUGGAGUGACCUUGUUAAACUUCUGAAUGAUAAACUGUCCUCUAAAGACAUUGAAGAUAGAUUAAGCGAGUUAUCCCAGAGUGACCGUAGAGCAGGAUCAUUUGCAGAUAACAAGUUAGCUGAUAAGAUCCAUAAUUUUUUCACGGAACAGAAAAUGGACCCCUGGGUUGAUGAACACUUUGUGAAGCUACAGUAUCCUGACAAGUCCAAACCCAACAAAGUGGAAUUUGGGUCAGUGAGUAUCCGUCCAAAUGGGUUCUUGGCUUACAGUGAAACAGGACGUAAAGAGGGCAGACUGGUGUACGCCAACUAUGGUCAGCUUUCUGACUUUGAGACUGUGCAGAAUGAAACAUACAGACUGAGUCUAAAUGGAUCUGUUGUACUGAUGAGAGCUGGAAACAUCAGCAUGGCACAGAAGGUUAUGAAUGCAGCUAAAAUGGGUGCCAUAGCAGCUCUGAUCUACCCAGACCCAGCUGACUAUGAAAUAAUGUCUGAGGAUACUGAUCUCUAUGGUCAUGUCCACCUUGGAUCAGGUGAUCCUUACACCCCAGGAUUCCCAUCUUUUAAUCACACACAGUUUCCUCCUGCCAAGUCCUCUGGUCUUCCUGGAAUACUCGCCCAAACCAUCACUGCUAACAAAGCACGUGAAAUCUUUAAAAAUAUGGGAGGAGAUGAUGCCCCAAUUAGUUUUAAGGGUCAGCUCCCCACAUACAAGUUGGGAAGCGAGAAUGACCGCAUAACCGUAGAAGUCAAUAAUAAUCUUGCCCACACUAAGAUCCAUAAUGUGUUUGGAGUCAUCAAAGGAUACGUGGACCCUGAUCGUUAUGUUGUGAUUGGAGCGCAAAGGGACUCCUUGAGCUUGGGAUAUGCCAAGUCUACAGUUGGCACUACUCUUCUGCUGGAGCUUGCGAAGGUUUUCACUGAGUUGAAGAAAGAGGGUUUCAGACCCAAAAGAAGCAUUGUGUUUGCCAGCUGGACUGCAGGGGAUUUUGGUAACGUCGGAGUUACUGAAUGGCUUGAGGGAUACUGGGCAUCACUGGACAGAAAAGCCUUUACUUACAUCAGUUUAGAUGGUGUUGUUACUGGUGCAGGUCACUUUAGAGCUUCUGCUAGUCCUUUGUUGCACACCCUUCUGAAGAAGACCGUGCUAAAGGUCAAUAGUUCAAGUUCAGGCCUUCUACAGGAAUUUGAUCUGAAAACCAUGCAGAUGGAUGAUGGCGCAUAUCCUUUUCUGGCCAUGUCUGGAAUCCCAUCCGUGUCUUUUAGUUUUGUCUCUCCUCCAGCCUCUGCUAAAGAGUUUUUUGGAACAAAUCUGGAUGAUAAAACUCACUUAGACAGCAUCACCAAUAAGAAAGUGGUUGAGUUGUCAGUGCUUGCUGCUCAGGUUGCUGGGCAAAUGGCCCUCCGGCUCGUCCAUGACCACAUCCUCAAACUAGAUGUUAGCAAGUAUUCUGAUGUCAUCACAGACCAUGUGAGCGCCAUCAUCCAGCGCGUUGAUGUCCUCAAAAAGAACAACGUUAGUAAAACUGAGUCUUUGUCAACGAAGUGGCUGAAUGCUGCAAAAAGCUCCUACAGUCAAGCCGCAUCCUCCCUUAAUACUGACAUACGGAAUACCGACCUGAAUGAUAUGGAGAUGUGUCGCAUCAUCAAUAACCGCAUAAUGAAGGUGGAGAAAAAUUUUCUCUCUCCUUACGUUUCUUUGAGAGAUGUCCCGUUCCGCCACAUUUUCUUUGGUAAUGGGUGGCAAACCACCACAGACCUGGAAAAGUACUUUGGUGAUGUAUAUGAAAUGAAGACAAGCUUCGACAUAGACCAGGUCUUAAACAAGUUCGCUCUACUCACCUGGACCAUCCAGGGCUGUGCCAAUGACCUGGCUGGAGAUAUCUGGUCUUUGGACAACGAGAUCUAGUGUUUAUCACUGUUGCAUCAACCAAAUUGUCAUUGAUUUUGCUUGAAAAUGUUUCUAGAUACACAAGUAUAAUUGUGUCACUAUGAAGUAUAUCUGAAUUAUACGAUCUUUAAUUAUAUUACGAACUACGGUAACUAGCUCUGGAAAUUAUUUUAAGGUGCAUGUGACGUUAAAUUUGUCCUUUCUAAUCCAUGACACCAUUAUCAAUUUGCACAUGUACGUACUGAGUAAAUCUUGUCCUCGGUCACUACUUGGGAGUUUUAGUUCCUUUCACACCUUGUGUAAAACCCCAACUCAGCCUCUGUGACCAAACGAGGACCAUAAUAUAUUUAUUUCUUAUUUAUUUAUCAGUGACAGUGUUCACUAUAAAAGACACUUUUUUUUAUUAUUUUUGUAUUAUCGGAAGCAGUGACUUCCAUAAUUGUGACUGUUAUACUGUCAGUUCUUAAAAGCAGCAUCUGCUAAAGGAAAUACAUGUUACCAACAGCUGGCAUUAGAAAUGUCUCUUGUUACAGGUGCUCGAGGAAGUACGGUAAGCUCUAAAGCACCUGUUGUAAUAUUACGAAGCAGUUCCUCUGUAUUUUUGAAGCAAAGCCCUAAAUUGGCAAAAUGUGAAAUUUUGAAUAAUGUUUUUUUUUACAGAUAUCCUUGUAUUAAAGUAUCUUUUUUGUUCUUCUUGAUCUGAUACAAUGUAAAAAAUUGGCAAGGCUAGUUUCCCUUUUGAUCAAAUACAUGUACUCAAGCAUAUUUGUGACAACAGCAUUUCUAUGUAACAUUUAUAUUUCUAUUCUAAAUCCAUUAUCGGGAGCAGUGUCUUCCAUAAUGUGGAGUGUUAGUAGGUAGUUUUUGCCUACCGAUGUGUAUAUAUCGAGGACAGUGAUCCUCAUAUUUCACUGUAGGGUGGAUCAAAUUAUCGGGUACAGUGUUUCCCAUAGUUUAUGUAAAUAUUUAUUUUUCAUUAUCCUGUUUUUGUGUGGCUUAUUUCCUCCUUUGUUACUAUUAAAAACUGUAAUCUGUGUAACUGUUGAGGAUGAUUGUUACAUCUAGUCAUGACAUCUAGUCGUGUUUUGUUUUUCAUUGUCAGUUUCUUUCAAUGUUUCAAUGAGUUCUUGUUUCAGAUUUCACUUUUCUGGCCUGUUUGUGCUUUUAAUUUUUUUUUUCUAUAUUAUGUUUUACUUUUGGUUGCUUAUUUCUGUAUCUGUUCUUUUUUUCUUUAAGGCAGGCGUUAAAAAAGAGGAUGUGGUCAUAUUCCAUAAUUAUUAGGAUAUGGUGUGAAUUUAGCUUACUGCUUAUUAUAUAUAAUGGUUUCAUGUUUGUACACAUUUCAGACAAAGUUUUUGGUGGGGGGAUUUUUCAAGUGUAUUGCAUGCUAGGCUGCAAAAGACAACAUACAAGUCUUUUUUUUUUUCUCUCAUUGUGGCACUUACCAGAAAGUUACGGAAUGUGUUUGGUCUUUCAUAGCAUGUAGAAUUGUGCAUGAAAUAAAUGUAAACGUCACAGAUUGUUAAAACAAGGCAAAUUAUCUGUUUCAAGCAGAAUGUAAUGGCUAAAUAAAUUACUAUAUGAUUCUCAACUUAAGAAUGAGUGCUUCUAGAAAAGCAGUGUUUGAUUUACUAAAUUCAUAUGAAUCAAAAUAAAUAGCACAGACAUUCAAAUAUGUCUAGAUGUUUUGUGGUUAAAACCUUUGAUUGCUAUUGAUUGUUAAACCUGUUGUUUUUAUCCAAUAUCUGUUGACCUUUGUUCUGUAAUAAACUCUGGUGUAAAAAGAA
Messenger RNA from Carassius auratus (goldfish), 4211 nucleotides. Its product is annotated as transferrin receptor protein 1-like. The coding region runs from base 160 to 2442 and encodes 760 amino acids. Gene Ontology annotation, biological process: intracellular iron ion homeostasis; transferrin transport. The transcript is spliced from 18 exons. Gene Ontology annotation, molecular function: transferrin receptor activity. Gene Ontology annotation, cellular component: external side of plasma membrane. NCBI's taxonomy places the organism in Eukaryota, Metazoa, Chordata, Actinopteri, Cypriniformes, Cyprinidae. The record is from RefSeq and is a predicted model, not a curated record.